Grus americana (Whooping crane) is the source of this 1229-nucleotide messenger RNA. It is a transcript of the gene DLX4, whose product is annotated as distal-less homeobox 4. Lineage: Eukaryota; Metazoa; Chordata; Aves; Gruiformes; Gruidae. The transcript is spliced from 3 exons. Gene Ontology annotation, biological process: embryo development; negative regulation of transcription by RNA polymerase II; cell differentiation. The coding region runs from base 63 to 800 and encodes 245 amino acids. Gene Ontology annotation, molecular function: DNA-binding transcription factor activity, RNA polymerase II-specific; RNA polymerase II cis-regulatory region sequence-specific DNA binding. The record is from RefSeq and is a predicted model, not a curated record.
CUCGGCGCGGCACUGCGGGCUCCGGGGGCUGCGCGCCCCGGCCCGGCCCGGCCCGGCCCACCAUGACCAUGAGCUCCGUGGCCGAGAGCCUGCUGGGGCCCGACCCCUCCAAAGCCGCUUUCCUGGAGCUCGGCCACCCCUCGCCGCCGCACUACCCGCUGCACGGCCUCCACCCCGCCGGCCACCCCCAGCACGACCCGCCGCCCUUCGCCUCCUACGGCCGGCCCGGGCCCUACCCCUACAGCGGCGGUGCCCCCCCGCCGCCCCACGGCGGGCCCUACCUGCCCUACCCGCCCCCCGGCGCCCAGCAUCCCCCGGCCGGGCUGGCCCACGGCGCCAGGCUGCAGGACGCAGAGCACGAGAAGCCCCCGGCCAUCGCCAACGGGGAGCUGCGCGUCAACGGCAAGGGGAAGAAGCUGCGCAAGCCGCGCACCAUCUACUCCAGCCUGCAGCUGCAAGCCCUCAACCAGCGCUUCCAGCAGACCCAGUACCUGGCGCUGCCGGAGCGCGCCGAGCUGGCAGCCCAGCUGGGGCUCACCCAGACCCAGGUCAAGAUCUGGUUCCAGAACAAGCGCUCCAAGUACAAGAAGAUCAUGAAGCAGGGCUCGAGCGCACCCGACGGGGAGCACCUCCACACCGCCACCUCCCUUUCCCCCUGCUCCCCCAACAUCCCCCCACUCUGGGACAUCCCCGUGCCGGGCAAAGGGGCCCCCCUGGCCCCCAGCAGCUACAUCAACAGCUUCGGAGCCUGGUACCAGCCGCACCCGCAGGACGCCAUCCCCCGCGCCCCCAUGAUGUGAUGCUGCCACGGCUCCAGCACCCGCUGGCUCCGGGAGGGCCAGUGCAGGGGGGGGAUGCUCUGCCACCGCACCCCGAGGGACCGGGGAGCCCAGCGAAGCGCUGGGAGACCCCAGAGAAUGGAGAAGGAGGAAGAGGAGGAGGAAGGUGACCGCAGUCUGCAGGGACAUGGGGAUCGCCUGCUCCAUCACGGUCCGAAGUGAGGCAGCUCCGGCACGACGUCCCGGUGCGCCCGUCCCGGUGGGACAGGACUUGGCCUCCAGCCGCAGCCCCGGGUCCCUCCGUUCAUGGACAUGGGGCAGGGGGGCCCCCAGAGGGGCUGGGGGGCCGGGGCAUCCGCAGACCCCCCCCGGCCUGCCUUUAUUUAUAAAUACUGACCAUUAUUAUAUGUGCCCCCCCUUUAUAAAUAGGCUGUUCACUUGUAAAGUAAA